AAGGCCAAAACGAAAAGAAUUAUGGCGCCAAAACGAAAACCUUCACUACCAAUCUCCAUCGGUAACUGCGAGAUUACGGUAGAGGCCAAUCGUUUCACCUGCUGCUCCGAUUCUGACAGUAUUGUAAUCUCUCUGCCCCGAAGCGGAAAGAUCAAAGUAUCAGUAGUAGGCGACGUGUCUGCAAAACACGGAAACGCUUCUGAGGAUUUCAGGUCCGGAGAUAAAGAUCACGAGUUUGUGCUAGUUAAUCCUAAAGAUGUUGAUGGAAUAAGCAAGUCCUACCUUCAGGAGGUAUUAAAGAUGUAUAUGACGGAGCUACCUGGAAUGAAUUAUGCUGCGAAUACAGGAAAACAAUCAAAGUUUCUUGAGAGAUGUGUGACUAAUGGGAAAUACAGAACACUACUUCUGAAAUCCGCUUCUGUUGAAAAUUCGGGAAAGGUUAUAGCUGCAAUCACAUACCAAAUCAUCUCUGCUGAUACAGAAUAUGCUGAGAUCCCGCUUGCAGCUGUCAAUUCAACCCAUCAACGGAAGGGUUUUGGUCAUCUAUUGUUUCUAGAACUACGGAAGAGACUUCAAAGUGUUGGCAUACGUUCUAUUUUCUGCUGGGGAGACAAGGAAUCUGAAGGAUUUUGGCUUAAACAGGGUUUUAUAUCAAUCGCACAGGUUGAUACCAAAGGAAGAGCCCGCAGGUUACCUGUAAAAGCUGAUAUUCGAAAAUCAUUAUGCUUUCCUGGUGGUUCAACUCUGAUGGUAUGCCACCUAAGGAAAGAAUUCUUAGCCGAGGAUGCUAACUCUGUGAAGUGUCUUCCCUCACAGCUUCAUCAGAAUUCCUUUACAUCUGCCAUUGCUGAAGAUGAGCAACUUGAGUUUUCAGGACAAUUACAUGUUGAUUUGAAAUUUCCAAAUAGAUCUUCCCAUAGGACAGAAUCAGAUAAAAGGGAACCUAAGGCCUUGGUGAAAGAUGGAUCCUCAAGAGAAUAUGACAAACUCGGUGGAUUUGACAGUCACAAUCCUAAGUACUGCUGCAAUGACAUUGUUCCUUUUUCCAAAGUAAAUGAUGGCCGGCAUGCCGCUUGUGCAGAAAGUUCGCAGGAUGGAAUUGAUGGUAAUGUGAAUUAUUGUUCGCAUUCUACAAAAGGUGCGAAGAGGGCCUGGGAGGCCUCUUUAUCCUCGUUGAAGUCAAAAAGAGUGAAGGGAAGCCAGUUGGUUGAUUGUCGAUCAGAUUAUAGCUGGGGGUUUAUCUCAGAAACCGAUAAGGUCAACCCGUGCUUUGUAGAAAUUCCUCAUGGUGAUCCUUCUUUGACGACGACGAAUUCUGAAAAAUAUACACAAGGUUAUUUGUAUUCAGAAGCUCCCAUCAACAAAGGACUUCUAUCGACUACACAAUGCUUUAGAAUUAUGUUGAUGAAUAUCGCUGAUGAUGCUAAGAAAACACAGCUUACAAAGGUGAUUGAAGACCUUGGUGGAACUAUUGUCGACGAUGGGAGUAUGACCACACAUGUUGUCACGGGAAAAGUGAGAAAAACUCUGAAUUUUUGUACCGCCCUCUGUUCAGGUGCUUGGGUGGUCUCAUCAAGUUGGUUAAAAGAAAGUUUUCGUGAAGGCAAAUUUGUUGAUGCACUGCCUCACAUACUGAAUGAUAAGGACUAUCUUCUGAAGUACAGAUGUGAUUUAAAAACUGCAGUUUCCCGAGCAAAAGCCAACCCCCAUGCUUUAUUUAAAGGGUAUAAUAUAUGUAUCGCGUCUCAUGUUCAAACUCCUGCUAAAACACUGUCUGCAAUUGUCAGGUCCGCAGGUGGUAAUGUUGUUAGCGGACUUGAGAAAGUAAAUCUAGCAUCAACAACAAUAUUUGUGACAUGCGAAGAAGACACAGAAGAAGCAAUGAUAGCUGCAAGGAAAGGUAUACAGACUUUCAGUAGUGAGUGGUUUAUGAACUGUGUCAUGAGACAAGAGCUAGACUUGGAAGCUUCCCAGUUUGCAGAGUCCUUAUGAGGAUGUGACAAGCCCAUUGAUCAAUAUGAUUCCCAUUGAUCAAUAUGAUUUGUUACAUAAAAAUUUCUCGCUGUUUUUAAGAGUCUCUGCGUUUCAUUUUUAUAAAUGUGACUAGUUUUGAAGAAAAAGCGUAUUAACAAAUUGACGAACAUCGAUUCUAUGUAAGUACGUAUCAAAGUUAGGACAAAAGUCAUUGGAUAUUUAGCUGUAGAGAUGUUAUCAUUCAAGUGAUCAUAAGAAUAAUUAAAAUUACCUUUAUAUGUGUUCUAUUUUUACAAUCAUAUUAUGUAAUAAAAUGUAUGCUGAUCUCAUAUGGUUAAAUGUAUCUAUAAGCAUGUGUUGGGUUCUG
Messenger RNA from Abrus precatorius (Indian licorice), 2341 nucleotides. RefSeq lists its product as uncharacterized. The transcript is spliced from 14 exons. NCBI's taxonomy places the organism in Eukaryota, Viridiplantae, Streptophyta, Magnoliopsida, Fabales, Fabaceae. Gene Ontology annotation, molecular function: acyltransferase activity, transferring groups other than amino-acyl groups. The record is from RefSeq and is a predicted model, not a curated record. The coding region runs from base 22 to 1992 and encodes 656 amino acids.